CCAAAUGAAGAAUCUGAUUUACUCGUAACUGUAACGAAGUUUGUUUAUAUUUUUUUUAAUAAAUCCUGAUGUUUGUCAUUUGUGUAAUGUUUUGAGUUCUUGUCUUUAAAUCUGCAAUAAUUUUGUACAACAAUAUAAUGCUGCCGAAUUAACAUUUUUAAUGUUAUUUGGAAGUUGUCAUUGACAAUAUAUUUGGUGAAAGCUUUAAACUCGGCGUUAGAUUUAUUUAAGAAAUAUCCAAAUAAGCAAUUUAUUCUGAUUUACUUUACCCCCCCCUCCCAAUCUUUAUCUCAUUAUUAAUCAUAAUGACAACUUGAUUCUCAACUGAAUAAAAGGUGGCUUUCUGAGAUAUCCUGAUGUAUUACAAGGAUUGAAUUUUUUAAUCAUGAUAAAAUAAAUUAAGAGGAUAAAACAAAUUAAGAGGGUAAUUGUCACUGAUUUGACUUCAUCUGUUUUAUUAACAGAAGAUCUGUUUUGAAUAUAUUAGAUGGAGAGUUCUGUCAAAGCUAAUGAAAAACCAUUGGUUAGUGAUCUGGGUAUGGAAACCUUUGAAACUGAUACACAUGUCAAAAUUGGAAAUAGCAUUGGUGAAAAUACUUUCAAAUGUGAUAUCUGUGGGAAAUCAUUUUCUCAAAAACGUUAUUUAAAACGUCAUGUGGAUAUUCAUAAAGAAGAAAAGAUUUUUAGUUGUAAUGUAUGUGAUAAGUUAUUUGCUCAGAAACGUUGUUUAAAUGAACAUUUUCGUAUUCAUGCAAAAGAAAAACUUUUUGUUUGUAAUGUAUGUGAUCAGACAUUUUAUAAAAAAUUUCAUCUGAAUCAGCAUUAUCGUUGUCAUACAAAUGAAAAACCUUAUUCAUGUAAUGUAUGUAAUAAUGAAUUUUCUCAGAAAGAAACUUUAAAGAAGCAUCUUCGUAUUCAUACAAAUGAAAGACCAUAUUCAUGUGAUGUGUGUAAUAAGAAAUUUUCUCAGAAAUAUUCCUUAAGUGUGCACUUUCGAACUCAUACGGAUGAAAAACCCUUUUCAUGUAAUAUAUGCCAUAGAGCAUUUGCACAAAAAUGCCAGUUAAAUGUUCAUUCUCGAAUUCAUUCAAAUGAAAAACCUUAUUCAUGUGAUUUGUGUAAUAAGGAAUUUGCUCAGAAAUAUUAUUUAAGUCUGCAUAUCCGAACUCAUACAAAUGAAAAGCCAUUUCCCUGUGAUAUAUGUAAUAAAGCAUUUACUCGGAAAAAUAAAUUAAAUGAGCAUUAUCGAACUCAUACAAAGGAAAAGCCUUAUUCUUGUGAUGUAUGCAGUAAACAAUUUUCUGCAAAAGGAAUGGAUGGCAAUUUUCCUCAUUUUUACAUGCUAUCUAUUUUAAAUGGUUGGACUAUUUAACUUUAAAAACUUUUUUCCAAAGUUUGCUGCUCUGGGAAUUGCACACAUAAGUGAUUUGCCUUUUUUAUGUAUGUGAAUAUUACUAGUCCAAGAAUUUUUUUUAUAUGUCUAAUUUGAUUUGAUGAUAUAGAAUGUUAGGAAAUUAUAUAUUAAAAACUAGUUUCUUAUACCAGAUAAAUAGUAUCUUACUAACCAAAACAGGUACUUACAAAAGAUUCUGAAAACUGUAUAUAUCAUUCUCUUUAAUUUUGUAUACAUUACCAGGAAACUAUAGCAUCUUGAUGAACAACUUAGUAUUUCAU
Messenger RNA from Argiope bruennichi, 1674 nucleotides. RefSeq names its product gastrula zinc finger protein XlCGF8.2DB-like. Bases 488 to 1372 code for a protein of 294 amino acids. Lineage: Eukaryota; Metazoa; Arthropoda; Arachnida; Araneae; Araneidae. The transcript has 3 exons. Gene Ontology annotation, cellular component: nucleus. The record is from RefSeq and is a predicted model, not a curated record. Gene Ontology annotation, molecular function: RNA polymerase II cis-regulatory region sequence-specific DNA binding; DNA-binding transcription factor activity, RNA polymerase II-specific. Gene Ontology annotation, biological process: regulation of transcription by RNA polymerase II.